UCCUCUGUGGGGCUGUGCCAUUAUUUGGUCUACUGUCUCCUGCAGGCAGAGCUCACAUUUUCAGAAAUUCUGAUUUCCUGAACGCACCUCGACACACUCACGCACACACAAACUCAGGCACCUGACUCUACAGACGAUGCUGUUGUGUAAAAGACAGGUGGAUACUGGAGGAGCAAGUGAGAGCAACUGAGGACAGAGAAGAAGAAAGAAGAGAAGGGGAAAGACAAGAGAGGAAAGCACGUUGCGACAGAUACUUCAACGGUGGCAGUUUUGGACUUAAGAUUGACGGAUGAACAAUAAUAUGGGAAUGAUGGAGAGACACGAGCACUGGACAAGCCCUCCUCUUUAGAACUUGCAUACAUUCACACACGCAAACCUACACAGACUGCUUUCGAAAAGCAUCAGGAGGAUGUGUGGCCUUUGCUUUGAAGGACAGUGGAGAUGGAGGCAUCAUUUCCUUCUAGUCAUCUGGCUUUCGCUGCUCACAGCUGCCCCACCCAAAGCGCUUGGCUAUUUCCUGGGAGACACUAAGGCAGUAUUAAAUGGCUGUGAGGACCACUGGACCCUACAGGACAGGGCCGCCAUGCCGCUACUCAUUCAGAUGACAGUGUGUGUUGACAUCCGUGUGGUCGUCCCCGGAGCCUGGCUGGCCUUCUCUUACAGCUCGGUCUACACACCCAGACCUGAGCUGGGUCUGGAAGGAGAUGAUGAGGCGCUAUAUGGGUGGCUGCUAGGGGUCCGACACCGAUUUCCUAUCCGGCUAUCCCCAACACACUGGCAUAGGGUGUGUCUGAGGAGGGACGUAAUGCGCAACUCCUUUAGCCUGGAGGUCGAUGGAAAAAUGGUGGCAGAGAGGACUGUCAUUGCUGAGGCCAUCCCGCCCUUUGGUUCCCUGCGGCUGGGCUGCCGUCCCAGAGACCGGCCCCCAGGAGCCGUGCUCGGACAAGUGGAGCUGUACCUGUUCCGCAUGUGGGCGGAUCUGGGUGACCAUGGCCUCUGCGAGGACGGCACUGUGAUUGGCUGGAAUGCCCAGUACUGGGGUGUGACCAGUGCCAAGGCCAGACAGAGAGACCCUAAGCUACUGUGUGACCACAGACGGUUGAGACGUGGGGCACGUGCUUACAGAAGCAGUAUUAAUGUUUCAACAAUUGCAACUGCAAAUGGACGGAGUAUCCCAUCUCCACUUGAAGUGCCUUCAACUACAACUACCUCAAGUACUGUCAUAGCAACACCUGUCACUCACACAAGCAGCCAGACGUCUAAGGUCACAGAGUCCCCAUUGGUAAAUUGUUACAUCAGCCAACUCUGUUCCAAUGAAAGUGCUUACUUUUGGAUGUCCAUAAAUGUGAAGACCAAAGGUGACAGUAAGACUGAACAAGAUGUCCACAAAUUGGUGUCAAAUGCAUUUGGUUGCCACGGUGACAGCAAUGAUAAAGCACAUGAAGUAACAUGCUUUAAAGAUAUCUGCAAGGUUGACAGACAACUUCAGGUAAACUGCAGUGUAAAAAAGAACAUAAGAGAAACAACCUGCGAUGUGCUGUUGCAGCUCAGCCACGCUGUCUCAGUGUGUGAACUGCAGUGUGCUGGAGUCUCUGCACUGCAGCAAGCUGGAGAUGAACAAAUACAAGCAACAAUCAUAGGAGAGGUGGAGAGAGUCGGUAGAGAUCUUUGUGGAGAUGUGGAGCCCUCCAGUGGCAGGUUUGUGAGGUGUACAUCCACAUCUUCCCUGGAUGACAUCUGUCGGGCAAACAAACACUCCAACCUUACAUGCUCCCUCAUAGAGCCCAACUCCAACCCAGCUUCACAACCUAAGACAGAAUCCUGCAACAGGGAAGUGCCUCGCUUUUGUGACUGCACUGCUUUCUGUAAUUCUACAAGCCAGUUUUUUGCCAUAAGAAUCAAUAUUAACAGUGCUUCUGUUAAUGUUAACCUCCUAAAAAAAUUGUUGUCGACACUUGGUGCAGCCGGCAGGUGUAACACAAUGUCAGGGUCAAAGUGCCAAGAUUCAGAAAUUUCAAAGCACUACCAGGACGCUCAUCUGGAAUGCCAUGGGACAAUACAGCGGUUGUACAGCUGCAUGGUGAUACUGGAGAUGUCUGGACCCGUCAGUAGUUGCUCCCUGAAUAAACUUCUGCAACAACUCAUUGAUAGCUACACUGGCAUAACAAAUGAAAGGCCACUUACACGCAUGGUGGUUUGUGGUCCUCCUGGUUUGCCUGUCCGUACUCUAUUGGCGUCCAACCUAACCUGGGUUGCCAGUGACCUACUGACCUCUGACAUCUGCCAACCUGACCCUACUCUGCUUAAAUGUGAGGCAAAUGAGAAGCUUGCAGUACUUUUGACUGACAGCUGCCCUCCCACAGCCAAGCAAAGCACAACACAGCCUCCCACUCUGACCAACAGCAACAUCACUACAGCUCCUGAAGCCUCACCACAGUCGGUGACCAACACUACUGAACAAACUUACAUGACAGCUGAAAAUACUGUAGCAGUUCAACAGACAAAUGCAUCACAAGGAACGGCUCAACCUAACAUUACUACUCCACUCACAAACAUUAACAGUACACAGUCCUCAACAGCACAACCUGUCCUCCAAACCAGCUCACACAACAUGACUGUGACUGUUUCUGACAGUACAACAGUACAAAACACAACUUUGUCUGAUAACACAUCAUUGUUGACACCCACUGAAAAUACAAAAUUGCAGAACACGACCACAGCACACCAAAACACAACUGAAUUCAUAACAGUAUCCUCUGUCAACUCAACAUUACAAACUACAGCUGAUCUUGUUGAUUCAACACUUUACACAAAUACAUUGUCUUCCAAUCACACAACAGUGUACAACGUAACAACAGUUGACACAUUUACACCUUCUCCAAAUGAUACAGCAGUGUACAAUGUAACUACAGCUGACACAAUUACACCUUCUAUCAAUCACACAACAGUGUACAAUGUAACUACAGCAGACAACAACUGGAACCUACACAAUAGUACAAUUACAACUAGUAACACUACAAUUAGCACAUUUACAACUUCUCCCAAUCAUACAAUAGUGUACAAUGAAACAACAGUCGAUGCAUUUACAUCCAAUCACACAGCAGAGUACAAUGUAACUACAGUUACACUUUCUCCCAAUCCCACAAGAGCGUACAAUGUAACUACAGCAGACAACAACUGGAACCUACACAAUGGUACAAUUGCAACUAGUAACACUACAAUUAGCACAUUUACACCUUCUCCUAAUAACGCAACAAUGUACAACGUAACAACAGCUGACACAUUUACACAUUCUACCAAUCACACAACAGCGUACAAUGUAACUACAGCCAACACAUUUACACCCUCUACCAAUCACACAACAGAGUACAAUGUAACUACAGCAGACAACAACUGGAACCUACACAAUGGUACAAUUGCAACUAGUAACACUACAAUUAGCACAUUUACACCUUCUCCUAAUAAUGCAACAAUGGACAAUGUAACAACAGCUGACACAUUUACACAUUCUACCAAUCACACAACAGCAUACAAUGUAACUACAGCCAACACAUUUACACCCUCUACCAAUCACACAACAGAGGACAAUGUAACUACAGUCACACCUUCUCCCAAUCCCACAAAGGUGUACAAUGUAACUACAGUCGAUGCAUUUACAUCCAAUCACACAGCAGAGUACAAUGUAACUACAGUUACACUUUCUCCCAAUCCCACAAGAGCGUACAAUGUAACUACAGCAGACAACAACUGGAACCUACACAAUGGUACAAUUGCAACUAGUAACACUACAAUUAGCACAUUUACACCUUCUCCUAAUAACGCAACAAUGUACAAUGUAACAACAGCUGACACAUUUACACAUUCUACCAAUCACACAACAGCGUACAAUGUAACUACAGCCAACACAUUUACACCCUCUACCAAUCACACAACAGAGUACAAUGUAACUACAGCAGACAACAACUGGAACCUACACAAUGGUACAAUUGCAACUAGUAACACUACAAUUAGCACAUUUACACCUUCUCCUAAUAACGCAACAAUGUACAAUGUAACAACAGCUGACACAUUUACACAUUCUACCAAUCACACAACAGCGUACAAUGUAACUACAGCCAACACAUUUACACCCUCUACCAAUCACACAACAGAGUACAAUGUAACUACAGCAGACAACAACUGGAACCUACACAAUGGUACAAUUGCAACUAGUAACACUACAAUUAGCACAUUUACACCUUCUCCUAAUAACGCAACAAUGUACAAUGUAACAACAGCUGACACAUUUACACAUUCUACCAAUCACACAACAGCGUACAAUGUAACUACAGCCAACACAUUUACACCCUCUACCAAUCACACAACAGAGUACAAUAUAACUACAGUCACACCUUCUCCCAAUCCCACAAAGGUGUACAAUGUAACUACAGCAGACAACAACAGGAACCUACACAAUAGUACAAUUACAACUAGUAACACUACAAUUGGAACAUUUACAACUUCUCCCAAUCAUACAAUAGUGUACAAUGUAACAACAGUCGAUGCAUUUACAUCCAAUCACACAGCAGAGUACAAUGUAACUACAGCCAACACAUUUACACCCUCUACCAAUCACACAACAGAGUACAAUGUAACUACAGUUACACAUUCUCCCAAUAACACAGUGUACAAUGUAAAUACAACCACCAAGAAUUACACAACAGAGUACAACGUAACUACAGCGGACAACAACACGAACCUACACAAUGGUACAAUUACAAGUGAUGCAACAAUUAGCCCAUUGACAACUUCUACCAGUCACACAGUACUGUACAAUGUAACUACAGUUACACCUUCUCCCAAUAACACAACAGAGUACAAAGUAACUACAGCAAACAACAACAGGACACUUUAUAACAGUUCAAUUACAAGUAAUGCAACAAUUAGCACAUUUACACCUUCUCCCAAUUACAAUGUAACUACAGCCGACACAUUUACACCUUCUCCCAAUCACACAGCAGUGUACAAUGUAACUACAGCAGCUAACAAUUACACAACAGACUACAACGUAACUACAGCUGACAGCAAUAGGAACGUACACAAUGGUACAAUUACAACAAGUAAUGCAACAAUAAGCACAUUUACACCUUCUCCCAAUUACACAAUGGUGAACAAUGUCACUACACUAUCUAACAAUUACACAACAGUCCAGAAUAUAACCACUACUACUGUAUCUCAAAACAAAACCACAGACAACAGAACCACUACACCCAUCAGGGAACAGAACACAACUGCUCCGUAUAAAAACACAACAAUGUCUACUGCUGCUAGACAAGACAAUGAAACUCUUAACAAUGCAACAACAUCCACAAAAAACUCAACUGUGACAUCUGUUGUCGACAACACCACUAAACCCACAGUAGCUCCACUGAACCAGACUGCAAAUCACACCGCAGCAAGAGUGACUCACAACAUCACCACUACAAACAAAAAUGACACCAACUCCACCACAGCUGCAACUGGCGUCAGUCCCAUCAUCAAUCUCAAUGAAACUGCAGGAACGAGCUUCAACCUGAGCUCUACUGCAAGCAGUUUAACCGCUAACUUCAACCUAACAACCACAGGCCCAGGAGUCAGUUUAACAAAUAGAACUACUACAAGUACACAUGGUUCACUUCCGACCCAGAUUGACACCACUACUGCAAAGGUUUCCUUGACUUCUUCUACAACAACUCUCCAAACCACCACCCUUACCAGCACAAUCACAACAAAACCUGGUACUGGAACUACCUCCACAACCACCGCAGAGACAACUAAAAGCCAAGAGGCCCAGGAAGAACAAGCAAACGAGCUGCUGGAUCAAACACAUGAUGCGUCUCAGCUCAAUGCCUCUCAGGUGGCACAGUUGGUGGGGCAGUUAGAGAAGGUUCUGGGCGGCCCCACUGUCUCUCAGGCAGUGGGGCAAAAGGCCAUCAAUGUAAUCAGCAACCUGAUGGGGGCUAACUCAGUGGCUCUCUCUGCAUCUGCUAACAGGCUGAUUCGGCUAGUAGAUGAUCUGGGUCUUAAGCUGGUUGUCACGGGUGACAGAGAGAUCAUCUCUUCAAAUUCGCUGGUUCUGGCAGUGAGGACAGUUGAUGGGUCCAACUUUCCAACAACAUCUGUCAACAUUUUCAACACUGAUAAUGUCCAGCUCCAUGCCUUCAGCAGAUCUCGGUCCAAGAGGUCAGAGUCUGCUCUUGGGUCUGUAUUCUUGCCUUCCUCCCUCACCUCGGGUCUCAGUCCUGAGCAGCAGCAGCAGGCCAGUAGGGUCCAGUUCACCUUCUACACCAAAUCUGCUCUCUUUCAGGAUGCAGCAUUAGAUAACCAAACCCUUGUCAGUCCAGUCCUGGGCUCCAGUGUGGCCAAUCUGUCAAUAAGCAACCUGUCUAAGAAUAUUCAGUUUACCAUCCGAAACAUCAACCCCAUAAAUGCAAACUACGUGGCCUCCUGUGCAUUUUGGGACUUCACUCAGAACGGUGGUGGAGGAGGCUGGAGCUCUGCCGGCUGCUUUGUUGUUAACGCCACAGUGGAAGACACAACCUGCAGCUGCAACCAUCUCACAUCCUUUGCAAUACUGCUGGAUUUGUCCAGAGAGGGAAUAACUGACCAUCAGCAGGCACAAAUUCUUACUUUCAUCACCUACAUCGGCUGUGGAAUCUCUGCUGUUUUUCUUGCUGUCACCUUACUGACAUAUCUUUUAUUUGAAAAACUUCUUCGUGAUAUCCCUGCCAAGAUCCUGGUUCAGCUCUGUAUAUCCCUCCUCCUCCUCAACCUGGUCUUCUUGCUGGAUGGCUGGCUGGCACUGUACCCAGCAAUCGGGCUGUGUAUUAGCACUGCCUUCUUCCUACACUACUUCCUGCUGACAUCAUUCACCUGGGCGGGGCUUGAGGCCCUGCACAUGUACCUGAGCGUCGUCCAGGUGUUUACUCCCUACCUCAGCAGAUACAUGCUCAAGUUCUCACUGCUGGGCUGGGGCAUUCCUCUUAUGGUGGUGAUCAUUGUAAUAUCAGUGGACAAAGACAACUAUGGCCUGGUCACAUAUGGAAAAUACACAGACGGCACUUCAGAUGACUUCUGUUGGCUGCGUAAUGACAUUGCCUUUUACGUGGGUGUGGUGGCCUACUUCAUCCUGAUCUUUGCUCUGUGCCUGCUGGUCUUCAUCAUGGUUAUGGUCCAGCUGGCCAGGAUCAAGAAGCAGAACCCCCAGAACAAGGCUCCGAAUAGAGGAAUGAUGACAGAUGUGCGAAGCAUCGUUGGCCUCGUCAUUCUGCUUGGCCUCACCUGGGGGUUUGCCCUGUUUGCCUGGGGACCCCUCUACUUACCUUUUGUUUACCUUUUCUCUAUAUUCAACACUCUGCAAGGUUUCCUUGUCUUUGUUUUCCACUGUGCUGUAAAGGAGAAUGUCCGCAGGCAGUGGAGAACUUAUCUUUGCUGUGGGAGACUACGAUUGCCUGAAAACUCAGAAUGGAGUCGGACAGCAACCCAGAACAACAGGAAUCUGUCGGUUGCCACGGCAACCACCGCAGCCCCCCACUUCACUUCUCGAAGCUCCUCCAUCAACAGUGAUGGCACCAAUAGCAGUGGCUCUGUGUUUGUGGACAGCAGAAUAUCUGACAGCUCCAACAGCGAUGUCCUCCUCAACGAGAUUCACAGACAAAAUCUGUCACUGUAAGGAGAGGCCUGACAACCGUGUCAAGUUGUUUAUUCGUGAUUGCCAUAAUUAUCUACUCUGAGAGAGCUGAGAGGAACGGUCAGAUUAGUGAUCUCCUGCAGCUCGAGUAAACAAAACAGAGUAGGUGCUCACAGGAAAUCCUUAGUGUUACACAAGAUGACGAUUUUAAAGGUGUAAUGAAGGACCGAAUACGGCCGAGGAGAAGUGAGACUGAAGUACCUUUAGCGUGGAUGAGAUCAGUAUGAUUAGGAUUAUUGCUUGAAUGCAACAAGUGAAAAGUGGGACUUGAUACCUUUUCUACACCGACAGUAGAAUAUAUGAACACAGAAAUAAUGUAAGAGACUUGUUAGGUGUGUUUCUGACUGAAAAUUUUAAUUAUUUCACUGUUACAGCUGUGACUUAGUGUUUGUGCAGACUGUAUAGCUUGUUUCAAAGCUCUUAGAAUUAUUACUGUAAACAUUAAAUAUGAUGGUAACAUUAUUUAGAGUCUGAAAGACAAGUUAUGGUAUGUUAAAGAUACAAAAAUGCAUUUAAUUAGUAGCCUAGAACAUUGUAUAGAUUAUUGUGAGGCUAUUUUGCUGUCUUUUGGUAUAUUUCUUUUGUUCAUAAGCACAAAUGGAAAAAAUGAAGAUAUUUCCAGUGUGUUUACAAUGCUCCACUCCUCUAUAUUUUCAGUAUAGUAUCAUUUAGGGGGGUGUCAAAAGGCAUUCUGGGAAGGGAUUCACUACCCUUAGUAGAGACAAGGUGGAUUGAAGGAAAAACGCCAAAACUCAACUGCUCGAUGUUAAUACAAAACAUGGAAUUAAUUUAUUACAAAUUGAUAAUUUGCAUCUCUGUGAGAGUAUCUGAGGGUGCAUUCCUCCUGUAAUGUGAGCUAUUACUUUAUUUCUCUACAGUACAAUGUUGAUGUUAGACUCAGAGUUGUUAGAUUGUUCAUAUACCGUACAUUCAAUCUUUUUUUAAGCGUAAAAGACAUGAAGUAUGGUCAUGCAGCGUACUGGAGCAUGAUCAAGAGUGAAGAUUUAUUUCCUGCUAAAUGUCCUUGAGGAAGAACAUGUGCAUGCCACGGAAGCAGAGAUAAUAAAGCAUCAACUCAUCACCCUG
Siniperca chuatsi (mandarin fish) is the source of this 8794-nucleotide messenger RNA. It is a transcript of the gene adgrg2a, whose product is annotated as adhesion G protein-coupled receptor G2a. Bases 410 to 7690 code for a protein of 2426 amino acids. The record is from RefSeq and is a predicted model, not a curated record. Gene Ontology annotation, cellular component: membrane. The transcript has 36 exons. Gene Ontology annotation, molecular function: G protein-coupled receptor activity. Gene Ontology annotation, biological process: adenylate cyclase-activating G protein-coupled receptor signaling pathway; cell surface receptor signaling pathway. Lineage: Eukaryota; Metazoa; Chordata; Actinopteri; Centrarchiformes; Sinipercidae.